AUGGGCCUGGCCGAGGCACUGGUCGUCCUCACUGCCCCUGUGGACACGGCGCCGAUGAUGAAGCUUGAGGACGUGGCGUUUAUGGACGAGUCCCUCCUCGACGAUACCAAUGCUGCGCAGACGCUCGGGAAACACACUGCUACGACGCGAUACGCGCCGGCGACUCUUGAGCCACACCGCGGUUCCGACUCGUGUUCGGGAACGCCCGAGGCGUUCACGCCCACGUCGCAGAAAGCGGCGCUCGCAGCCCUUCUCAUGCCACCGAGUGAGGCAUCGGCAAAGCCACCUGCCUCGACGGAGAAUUCCCUCUUUGGCCUGGCGAGUACAGCCGCUGGCAACGACGAGGAUGCAGCCGCGGCUCGAGAGAUUAUGCUUGCUGCCCAGCAGAGCUUUGCCGACCACGAUGCCGGAAGGCGGUUCCAGCCCUCACCCCAUAUUCGACGUCUGCACGAAUCUCCAUCCUUGCCCGAAUCGCCUACUUUGGGAUUUGAGAACGAGGUCUGGCGUAAACUGAGCAACAAAUAUGUCCGGCCUCGACCCCCACCGGCACACUUUGUGGACAGCGACGGUUCUUCUUCAGCCCAGUCAAGCUCGGUGAGCGAGGCUAGCGGUGACGAGGCUGUCGAAGAGCUCGUGGCUGAGUACGAAGCAGGCGCACUUGUCGUCAAGGCUAUCCGCAUUGAGGUCGGCGUACCCGCCUCAACCGUGAGCCUCUCGCCGAUUGCCGAGGUAUCCGACGUCGCUACACCUCGACCAAGUACCCCUCGAUCAGUGGAAGAGACCACUGUGCUGAAGGCGGCCACUACGGACGUGUCGCUGAAUACCCCUACAGCGAGCGUGUACCUCUCGUUGCCCCCGACUCCCGAGCACGAGACAACGACGGGCGCGUCUCGGAUGGUUCCCUCAGACUCGGUGGACAGCGUGUACCACCUUGCUCCGUCAAGCCCCGUCGACCGCGCGAGCGUGUACGUCUCUCUCCCCAACACGCCUGUUGCAUCCACCUCUCUCUCCCUGCACCAGCCUCCCCAUGACGAGCGCACGAGCGUGUAUGUGUCCCUCCCAAACACCCCCGAGCUCUCAAACGAGGAUCUCGCCACUGUGACUUCGAGCACUCUCGGUCUCAGCCACACGUCGCUCAACAUUACCCCGCCAACCCCCGAGAACGGCUCGCCCAUGACCCCGCACGAGGAGUGUUUCUCGACUGCUCCCGAGGCGGUUCUGACUGCCGAGGCGGCUCUGGACACAUUCCUCACCCCAGUUGACGGCAAGCCCGAGCAGUGGGUGACGGCACCCACGACCCCUGCCGAGACCGGGCCCCGUGAGGCAUACUCAGUCAGCACGACGCCGACGAGCCCCGCGAGCCCCACGACCCCGCGCGGCUCCAUGCCGCCUCUGCCCGAGAGCGCUACCUCCCCAGUCAUGCAGCAAGCAGCGCUCUCGCGCUCAGCUCCAGGCUCGAUCCGCCGGUCCAAGCGCGAUUCGACUGGACCACCAACGACCAUUGCCGCUCGCCGCCUCACCCCUCCAAUGUUCCCCCCACCCUCUCGCUCCAUCCCCUCCACGCCCCCCUACCCUCCCGCGUCCAACCUCCGUUCCGCCUCGUUCUCCUCGUCGCCCAAAGCCGCCGCUCAGCGCCGCUUCGUCACCUCCCCAACCGCCUCGACCUUUGCAGAGGCGAUGGCAACGACCACCAAGCCGCUUCCGACCACGCCGCCUCCGGUCACGCCUCCGACCCCGGCGGCCGCAUUGCCCCGGACUCCUGGAAAGACGCCUAAAAGCUCUCCUAGAGCCCAGGCGCCGCCGUCCCCCGAGCCGGCGACUUUGGGCGAGUUUAUGGGUCUGUUCCGCAACAUUCGCCGACGCGAGGAGGGCGUCUCGCUGAGGGAUGCGGUGAGGAAGGCCGAGAGGAGGAGCGGGUUCUUCCAGGGCGUAGAGGCUGCUCAGAGCUGA
This is a messenger RNA of Apiotrichum porosum, 1950 nucleotides long. RefSeq lists its product as uncharacterized. Lineage: Eukaryota; Fungi; Basidiomycota; Tremellomycetes; Trichosporonales; Trichosporonaceae. The transcript has a single exon. The record is from RefSeq and is a predicted model, not a curated record. The coding region runs from base 1 to 1950 and encodes 649 amino acids.